Messenger RNA from Prosopis cineraria, 1749 nucleotides. RefSeq names its product 3-oxo-Delta(4,5)-steroid 5-beta-reductase-like. NCBI's taxonomy places the organism in Eukaryota, Viridiplantae, Streptophyta, Magnoliopsida, Fabales, Fabaceae. The record is from RefSeq and is a predicted model, not a curated record. Bases 112 to 1467 code for a protein of 451 amino acids. The transcript has 2 exons.
ACGAUUGAUCAGGGAAAAAAAAAAAAAGAGGAUCAGAUUCAGAAGAGGGAGUUUUGGCUUCAACAGAUGGCAUGAUUUGGAAAACACGUGCUUCUUCCUCACCAGUGCGUCAUGGCACAAUCAAGUCCCUGCAACUCAAGAGUCACAACGGCUUGUCUAAAGCCAUUCCCAGGAUUGACUAAUUGUUCCCAGCGGCUCGACAACUACCAAGUUCGUACUGAAGAACCUUUCCUUCUUAUUUGCGUUGGCCUCCGUUUCUUCUCCAUCAGGCAGGCAUUGGCCAAGGAAAUGAGUUGGUGGUGGGGCGGAGCUAUUGGUGCUAUCAAGAAGAAAUUAGAUGAAGAUGAUGGUCGAAACAUCCAAAGCGUGGCGCUGGUGAUAGGCGUUACCGGUAUCGUGGGUAACAGCUUGGCCGAGAUUCUACCGCUGGGGGACACACCAGGAGGUCCAUGGAAGGUUUACGGCGUUGCACGACGGCCCCGACCCAACUGGAACUCCGAUCAUCCCAUUGAAUACAUCCAGUGCGAUAUUUUGGAUCCAAACGAAACCCAAGCUAAGCUCUCCAAAUUGACAGACGUCACCCACAUCUUCUACGUGGCAUGGGUCAACACGGCCGCGGAGCUCGAGGAUUGCGAGGUCAAUGGGGCUAUGCUCAGGAACGUCCUGGGAGCAGUCAUUCCAAACGCGCCGAAGCUCCGCCAUUUAUGCCUUCAGACUGGUGCCAAACACUACAAAGGCCCGUUUGGGUUAUUCGGAAAGAUCAAACCCCACGAGCCGCCUCACACCGAGGACAUGCCACGACUCGACGGUCCCAAUUUCUACUACACCCAGGAGGACAUUCUGUUCCGAGAGGCGGCAAAGAAAGAGGGACUAAGCUGGUCCAUUCAUCGUCCUCGUGUGAUAUUUGGGUUUUCCCCAUUCAGUUUGAUGAACAUGGUCGGCACACUGUGUGUGUACGCCACUAUUUGCAAGCAUGAGGGGGUCCCCUUGAUAUUUCCCGGUAGUAAAGCGGCGUGGGAGUCUUUUUCUGCAGCUUCCGACGCAGACUUGAUAGCAGAGCAGCAGAUAUGGGCAGCGGUAGAACCUAAUGCGAAAAACGAAGCGUUUAAUUGCAGCAAUGGGGAUUUAUUCAGGUGGAAGCAUUUGUGGAAGGUGUUGGCUGACCAGUUUGGGAUAGAGAAUUACGGGUUCGAGGAGGGUUGGAAUUUGAGGUGGACGGAGAGGAUGAGGGGAAAAGGAGCAGUGUGGGACGAGAUCGUUGAGAAGUACGAGCUUCAGCCAUCGAAGUUGGAAGAGAUUGGUCAAUGGUGGUUUGUGGAGACUGUGUUGGCAGAGGAGCCCUUGAUUGAUAGCAUGAACAAAGCCAAAGAGCAUGGCUUCUUAGGAUUCAGGAGCACCAAGAAUUCCUUUCAGCAUUGGAUAGACAAGACCAAAGCUUACAAAAUUGUCCCCAAAGUUAUGAAUUAGUGUUUUUGUUUAAUUUUCACUCGUUCUCUGAUGGGGUCUUGUUGCAUUAUAUAUAUUCAUUCUGAUAACUUUGUGAAAUUCUUAUGUUAAGCAAUUCACGAGGAAAUUUAUUAGAUUUUGCAGGGACACUAUCACAUGACCCAGUAAGUUAGCUGUGACAAUGAAAGCUGAGAUAUUGGUGGAGAAACAAGAGGCAUCUUUAUAUAUAGUUACUUGUAUAUGCAUGGCGUGCUUGUGUUCCAUUGAGUUGACAUGGAAGGUUUAAUUAAGGGUCCAUCUUUA